Molecule: messenger RNA, 1064 nt
Organism: Solanum lycopersicum (tomato)
Lineage: Eukaryota; Viridiplantae; Streptophyta; Magnoliopsida; Solanales; Solanaceae
Product: putative vesicle-associated membrane protein 726
Biological process (GO): vesicle-mediated transport
Cellular component (GO): membrane
Source: RefSeq, a predicted model, not a curated record
AUGCAUGCAAAAUUAUAUUAUCCCUAUUUCUCUCAUCUACAUUCUUCUCCUCUUUUCCCCUUCUUCUCUUUCUCUCUAGAAUCCUUUUUUCCCCUUCGAUUAACAAAAAGGAUUCAAGAGAAAUCGAAAGAGGGGAGAGAUGGGGCAACAAACGUUGAUCUACAGUUUUGUUGCCCGGGGAACGGUGAUUUUGGCUGAAUAUACUGAAUUCACAGGUAAUUUCAAUAGCAUUGCCUCGCAAUGCCUCCAGAAAUUACCUGCAUCCAACAAUAGGUUCACCUACAAUUGUGAUGGGCACACUUUCAAUUUUCUCGCGGAGAGUGGAUUUACCUAUUGUGUGGUUGCUACUGAAUCAGCAGGCAGGCAACUUCCCAUUGCGUUUUUGGAACGUAUUAAGGAUGAUUUUAGCAAGAAAUAUGGUGGAGGAAAAGCUACUACUGCUACUCCUAAAAGUCUAAGCAAAGAAUUUGGGCCAAAAAUGAAAGAGCAAAUGAAAUAUUGUGUUGAUAAUCCUGAAGAAAUUAACAAACUUGCUAAGGUGAAAGCUCAAGUUUCAGAAGUUAAGGGAGUGAUGAUGCAAAACAUUGAAAAGGUUCUUGAUCGUGGUGAGAAGAUUGAACUUCUAGUUGAUAAAACAGAAAAUCUUCGAUCACAGGCUCAAGAUUUUAGGCAACAGGGAACCAAGAUAAGAAGGAAGUUAUGGUAUGAAAAUAUGAAGAUUAAACUAAUUGUGUUAGGGAUAAUCAUAGCUUUGAUUCUCAUUAUCAUUUUAUCAGUUUGCCCUGGCUUCAAAUGCAUGUCUUGAAUAAUUAAUUUGCAUCAAAAACAAUAUUUAUUAUUUUUACCACAAAAUCUACUAAUUACCGUUAAAUUAAUUGAUUUUUCUUUCAUAAUAUGGUAUAUUAUACACAAGAGGAGGUGAAAUUGGCCUAUAUUAUGAUGUAGAUUGUAUAUUAAUCAGGAUUAGUUUGUCCUAAUUACUUUUCACUUUUUAGGGGAAUUGCUUCAAUUGUACUAUGUUAAGUUUUAUUUAAUGUUGUUUCUCAAAAAAUGAGAUUUCAUAA